AUGCCUGUCUUCAGCGGCCUACUCAAAGUCAAAGUUUGCGAGGCUGUCGAUUUGAAGCCGACGGCGUGGGCCUUGCGUCACGCCGUGGGGAAGAGCGGGUCCUUCCUCUUGGACCCUUACCUGGCGCUAAACCUGGACCAAACCCGGCUGGGACAGACCGCAACCCGGACCAAAACCAACAGCCCGGUUUGGCAUCAGGAGUUCUGCACCGAAGUGAGAGAGGGCCGCAGUCUGGAGCUGUCCGUAUUUCACGACGCUCCCAUUGGAUAUGACGACUUUGUGGCCAAUUGCACUAUCCAGCUGGAAGACCUACUCCAGAACGGGACCAGGCACUAUGAAGACUGGAUCGACUUGGAGCCAGAGGGAAGGGUCUUCGUGGUCAUCGACUUGUCCGGCUCGUCCACUGAAGCCUCAGGGACCAACGACAAUGAGGAGCGAGUGUUCCGCGAGCGCAUCGGGCCGCGCCGACGCCAGGGCGCGGUCCGCAGGCGGGUUCACCAGGUCAACGGACACAAGUUCAUGGCCACGUACCUGCGGCAGCCCACCUACUGCUCCCACUGCCGCGACUUCAUCUGGGGAGUCUUGGGGAAGCAGGGAUACCAGUGCCAGGUUUGCACCUGCGUGGUCCACAAACGCUGCCACGAACUCAUCAUCACCAAAUGUGCGGGGAUGAAGAAGCAGGAGGACACACCAGAGGAGGUCGGAUCCCAGCGCUUCAGUGUGAACAUGCCCCACAAGUUCAGCAUCCACAACUAUAAGGUUCCCACGUUCUGCGACCACUGCGGCUCGCUGCUGUGGGGGCUCAUGAGACAGGGGCUGCAGUGCAAAGUGUGUAAGAUGAACGUGCAUCGACGCUGUGAGACCAACGUGGCUCCGAACUGCGGGGUGGACGCCCGCGGCAUCGCCAAAGUGCUGUCCGACCUCGGAGUGACGCCCGACAAGAUCUCCAACACGGCCCAGCGCAGGAGGAAGUUGACUCCAGGGCAGGACCCUCCGCAGUCGCCUCCGGAUCUGUCUCAGAGCGAGGACAGUAGCUUCAGCCCCCCCGCGGUGCCCACCUCCCCCUCGCAGCAGGACUUGUCCGAGAGGCUGAAGGACGUCCUGUCUCUGGACCAGGGAGUUCCGCAGAACUCCUCCUCCUCGGCCUCCUCCACCACCUCCUCUUCCUCCUCCUCCUCCUCUUCCUCCGCAGGGCGAGAGAACGGGCAGAUGCAACGCCGGACGCUCAAAGACUUCAACUUCAUCAAGGUCCUGGGCAAAGGCAGCUUCGGAAAGGUGAUGCUGGCGGAGCUGAAGGGCACCGAGGAAGUCUACGCCGUCAAAGUCCUGAAGAAAGACGUUAUUCUGCAGGACGACGACGUGGACUGCACCAUGACGGAGAAACGCAUCCUGGCUCUGGCUCGGAAACACCCCUACCUCACCCAGCUCUACUGCUGCUUCCAGACACGAGACCGUCUGUUCUUUGUGAUGGAGUACGUGAACGGUGGAGACCUGAUGUUUCAGAUCCAGAGGUCCCGGAAAUUUGACGAGCCGCGUUCUCGCUUCUACGCAGCUGAAGUCACCUCGGCUCUCAUGUUCCUGCAUCGCAACGGCGUCAUCUACAGGGACUUGAAGUUGGACAACAUUUUGCUGGACGCCGAGGGUCACUGUAAACUGGCUGAUUUCGGGAUGUGCAAAGAGGGCAUCAUGAACGGAGUGACCACCACCACCUUCUGUGGGACCCCAGACUACAUCGCACCAGAGAUCUUACAGGAGCUGGAGUACGGGGCUUCGGUGGACUGGUGGGCUCUGGGGGUGCUCAUGUACGAGAUGAUGGCGGGACAGCCCCCCUUCGAGGCCGACAACGAGGACGACCUGUUCGAGUCCAUCCUCCACGACGACGUGCUCUACCCCGUCUGGCUCAGCAAGGAGGCCGUGGCCAUCCUCAGAGCGUUUAUGACCAAAAACCCGGCAAAACGCUUGGGCUGCGUGGUGAACCAGGGCUGCGAGGAGGCCAUCAAGACCCACCCGUUCUUCAGAGAGAUCGACUGGGUGCUACUGGAGCAGAGGAAGAUCAAGCCACCAUUCAAGCCCAGAAUUAAAACCAAACGCGAUGUGAAUAACUUCGACCAGGACUUCACGAAGGAGGACCCGGUUCUGACCCCCACCGACGAGGCCAUCAUCCGACAGAUCAACCAGGAGGAGUUCAAGGACUUCUCGUACACCGCACCGGAGGAGACGCAAACCUAA
This is a messenger RNA of Knipowitschia caucasica, 2229 nucleotides long. The record is from the annotation of a GenBank genome assembly. NCBI's taxonomy places the organism in Eukaryota, Metazoa, Chordata, Actinopteri, Gobiiformes, Gobiidae.